Molecule: messenger RNA, 2127 nt
Organism: Pyrus x bretschneideri (Chinese white pear)
Lineage: Eukaryota; Viridiplantae; Streptophyta; Magnoliopsida; Rosales; Rosaceae
Product: receptor-like protein EIX2
Exons: 1
Coding region: 1-1737 (578 amino acids)
Molecular function (GO): protein binding
Source: RefSeq, a predicted model, not a curated record
AUGAACGGCACCAUUCCAGAAAGCCUGGGACAACUCUCGGAGCUUGUUUUCCUAUUUCUGUCUGAUAAUUCAUGGGAAGGUAAUCUGACUGAAGCCCAUUUCAUAAAUCUUACCAGAUUACAAUAUUUUCUAGUAGGAGACAAAAAAUCCCUCAUUUUUGACGUGACCUAUGAUUGGGUUCCUCCCUUCAAGCUCCACAUAAUUGAGAUCAUAAACUGUCGGGUAAGUCAUGGUUUUGGGGUAUUGCUUCAAUCUCAAACUGAACUGAUCGAUGUCACUCUUAGUGGUAAUGGAAUAUCUGAAGAUUCCAUACCAGAGGAAUGGUUGUUGAAGAUAUCUUCCCAACUCAUCUUUCUAGACUUAUCUUAUAACCAAUUUCGUGGAAACUUUCCAUCCCAUUUGAAAUUUCCAAAUUUAGACACCAUUGAUUUGAGUCAUAAUAAGUUGAAGGGCGCACUUCCACUUUGGUGGUCCACUAAUUUCUCUAUCCUUUCUCUUGAAAGCAAUUUAUUUUCUGGGCCAAUUCCCUCCAAUAUUGACCAAUUGAUGCCAAAUUUAAACAUUCUCUCUCUUGCUGAGAAUAAUUUGAAUGGCACUAUUCCUUCCUCGGUUUGCAACAUGCGAAAAUUGGAAGUCUUGUCUCUAAGAAGCAAUCAAUUUUCUGGAGAAUUCCCUCAUGCAAGGAGUGUGGAGAGCCAUAUGUCGAUUCUAGAUGUUAGUCAAAAUAAUCUCUCUCAUAAUAUUCCCACUUCAUUGGGGUUAUUAAGUUCACUGCAAAUAUUAAGGCUCAACAACAACAAUUUUGGCGGUGAAAUUCCUGAUUCCUUGCAAAAUUGUUCUAGCUUGAUGAGUAUUGAUCUUGGAGACAACAAGUUAUCUGGCAAAAUACCACAGUGGAUAGGAGGAUCAAAUGUACACAUGUUCUUUAUGCUACGAUUACGGUCCAACUAUUUGAGUGGACAUAUUUCCCAACAACUGUGCAAUCUUCAGCACCUUCAUAUCCUUGACCUUAGUAACAACAACCUUUCAGGUACUAUUCCCAUGUGUUUGGAGAAUUUGACUUCAUUGGUGGAUGAUCCAGAUACAAACACUAUUACUUUUGGUGAGCAAGCCACACUCACGCUAAAAGGAAGAGAGCUUGAUUACAACACGACCCUAGGUCUUGUAAAGAUCAUUGAUCUUUCAUCAAAUAAUUUAGAAGGUGAAAUCCCUGAAGAAAUAAGCAGCCUCAUUCUGUUGGGCACUUUAAAUUUGUCCAUGAAUCAAUUGACUGGAAAGAUCCCCUCCAAGAUCGGAAACUUGCGUUGGCUCGAAACUCUUGAUCUCUCACACAACCGCCUCUCGGGACCGAUUCCUCAAAGCUUGUCAUAUUUAACCUCUUUGUCCCACUUGAACUUGUCUUACAACAACUUGUCUGGAAGAAUUCCUUGGGGAAACCAGCUUCAAACACUCAAUGAUUCGUCCAUUUAUAUGGAAAAUCCAUUGCUAUGUGGGACUCCUCUCUCAACUAAGUGCCUUGGUGAUGACACUUUCCCAGCUAAGGAUGCACAAGACAAGAAUGAAGAUGGAAAUGAUGAUAAGUUGUGGUUUUAUGUCAGCGUGGUACUUGGCUUUAUCGUAGGCUUUUGGGGCAUUUGUGGCACAUUGGUCUUAAAGACAUCAUGGAGGUAUGCUUAUUUUCAAUUCUUUGACAACAUCAAAGAUAAGGUAGCACUAGCAAUUGCAAUGAAAGAUUGAAAGUGGCUUGUUUCCAAAGAAUGUUUUAUGAGAUUUGAUAAUACUAUGAUAAUCUGAUGUUUUUUCCUUUCUACUUUGUGUUUUUGGUACUUGUAAUUUAUGUAUUGAAUAAAAGAAUUCUACCACUUGUACUGCAUCAAACAAUGGUUCUCUAUUAUCUUCGAGCGAUUCAUUUGCCGACAUUCUUUCUUGGGGUCCGGUAGGAGCUUGUCCUUUUUAAGAGGCUUUGAGUUGCCAUUUGUUCUCUUUCAUUUCAGAUGGGAUUCAUUGCAAUCUAGGGAUCAAACACAAGUAAAAGAAAUAGAGAUAAUGAGCUUAAAUUAUACUGCAAAGGUAAAAUACUACCUCAAUCAAAGAUUCCACGCGACGUCUCAUCCUUGUAUGCAUGAA